Hemicordylus capensis (graceful crag lizard) is the source of this 3008-nucleotide messenger RNA. RefSeq names its product bone morphogenetic protein 15 (gene BMP15). The record is from RefSeq and is a predicted model, not a curated record. The transcript is spliced from 3 exons. Gene Ontology annotation, cellular component: extracellular region. Gene Ontology annotation, biological process: BMP signaling pathway; SMAD protein signal transduction. Lineage: Eukaryota; Metazoa; Chordata; Lepidosauria; Squamata; Cordylidae. Gene Ontology annotation, molecular function: growth factor activity; cytokine activity. Bases 493 to 1734 code for a protein of 413 amino acids.
UCUUUUCUUCCCUUAGUAAGCAGAAGUGCAGGAGGAAGAGGAGGAGGAGGAGGAGGGAGAAGGAGGGUGGUCCCUUAACUUAGUUUGCAAGAGCUGCCCCCCACCCUGGCUUGGGAUUUUAAGGUGUGCCCAGCCCUGCUGUGAGUUUGGUCUGUGGGCCUGGUGGAGCCCUGCCUCAGUCCUUGAGGGGGCCCCCACCACUGCCUGUAGCCCCCUAGAAGGGGUGUGUGUGUGUGUGUGUGUGUGUGUGUGUGUGUGUGUGUGUGCAAGCGAGCCGAGUUCUCUCCCAUCCCUGCAGUGCUUUUUGGAAGAGCCCAACAUGGGGCCGGUCCUGUGAAAGCAGAAGUGGGCCCUGGGCUUGGCUUCUGCUCGGUAGCUCCUCUCCCUGUUCUCUCCCUUGGGCGAUAGGAUGCUUUGCCUGGCCCUGUAGCUCCUGCCUUGUGAGCCCAGACCCCCCCCCCCGCCCCCCGCACUGCCCAGUGUGCUGCUGUCAUGGCUGGCCAGAGCCCCUGGCGCCCGUGUGGGGCCCUCUUCCUCUUGGCAGUGCUCUUCCCCCUGGAGCUGAGUUUGCGGGAGGGCCGGGGGGCGCCUGUCCCUGAGGAUGCCCCCUCGGCAGCCCCCUCCCUCCCCCUCAUCCAGAUGCUUCUGGGCCAGGUGCCCCCCAGGGCCAGGCUCCCCGCUCGGCACAGGAGACGAGCCGGGGGGCCGCCGCUGCGCUUCAUGCUGGACUUGUAUCGGAGUGUCGCUGACCGGCACGGGCGCCCUCGCAGGAACCGACACCUGGCCACCAACACCGUCCGCCUGGUCAGGCCUUUUGCUAAAAACUGCCAGCCUGAGGCAGGCCCCCGGCUGCUCUGCAAUCUCGACUACCGCCUGGAAGUGCAGCUGCCGGAGGAGCACCUCGUGAAGGCCACCGUGGUCUACUCCAGGACUCUUGCCUCGGCAGCUCAUGGCCCCUCCCUGUGCACCACCAGGCUGCUCUCUGGCCUCGGGGCCCUGCCUCAAGCCCCCGUCAGCCUUGCUCACCCCCACGCAGACCCAACAACAAACGCCACCCGCUUCCCUGCCCAAGACAGCUGGGUGGAGAUGGACCUCCCCUCCUUCCUCCAGCCCUGGGUCUGGUCUGCCCGGCAGAGCCAGGUGCUCCAGCUGCACCGUGCGUGCGCCUUCGUGGGGGAGCCUGGGGACCCCACCCCUGAGCCUGGCUGGGAAAGCGCCGUCUCCCUGGAGGACCCCUUCUUGCUGCUCUACUUGAAUGACACGCGGAGGAGGGCGCUCCGGCCGGGGAGCUCGGCGGCCAAGGAGGCGCCUUUCCACCCAAGGCCUCCGAGAAGGCUGGCCCAGGCGCGCAGGACCCGGCAGGCCGGCCGGCUGGCCCUGGACCUCCCCAGCUACAUCCGCGUGAACUAUGCCAAGCAGGGCGAGUGUGCCCUGCACCCCUUCCGGGUCAGCUUCAGCCAGCUGGGCUGGGACCACUGGAUCAUCGCCCCCCACUGGUACCGGCCCCAGUACUGCAAGGGCGGCUGCCCCCGACUCCUGCGCUUGGGCUACAACUCCCCCAACCACGCCAUCGUCCAGAACCUGAUCAACGAGCUGGUGGACCAGAGCGUCCCCCGGCCCUCCUGCGUCCCCUACGAGUACAGCCCCAUCAGCGUCCUCAUGAUCGAGCCGAACGGCAACAUCCUCUACAAGGUGUACGAGGACAUGAUUGCCAAGUCCUGCACCUGCCGGUAGACCCCUCCGGGGAGGGGCCGUCUACAGGGAGGCGCUCGGCCUCAAGGUGGGGCACUCCUAGAGGCCAGGUGGCCCUCCGACCUGCUGGCCACGAGGACCCCACAAGUGCUGCAGAACUGGCUUGCUUUGCAGGCCUUUAGAAACGGCAGCUGCACCAAGAGGAAGAGGAGCUAUCCAGGAGAGGGGGCAGAAAAUUGCUGCUUGUGUUUGGGUCUUACUGUUGGGAGGAUUCAGGCCUCCUCUUCUUCCUUUCUUUUUGCUUGACCCAGUCUUUAGAGGAAGUGGCCCAUCUGUCUUGAAGGAAAUGUACUUCUGCAAAGACCCAGGACUGGCGAGUUAAGAGCUGAUCUGUCUCGAAGACUUCCCCCUUUGACCCUCGGGAUCUCCUGCUGCUGCUGCUGUGUAUGUUAGGGCUGCCUUGAGCCCCUGAAUUCUCAUUGCUGUCCUGGAUGGGCACUUCACACCCUCGUCUUCCUUCCUCUUGGAUGUGCUGCUGGUCCCCAGCGAUUGUACCCUCUCACUACGCAAAUAAAACCUUGCACUGUUACUGUCACCUGCAAUGUUGGGAGAUGUGAACCAGUUGGGUGUUGAAAUGGAAAACCAAAACAAAAAAAGGGUUUCAAGGUUCUGUGGGGAGGGGGAGGGAGAGAGAAGUCAGCUGUGAGGACCCCCCCCCCAUAUCCCACAGUUGCUCCUUAGAAUGGGGAGGGUUUUAAGUCUGUUUCUGGGGUGUGUGAGGGGGGGAGAAUAGAAUGUCUGAAUGCAUGUUUUAAGCUGGAUUUAGCCAUUGUUGGGGCUGGAGGGGAAGGGUCAAGGUGGCCGGGUCAGAUCCCACCCACCCCAACUCUGGCUGGCUGCUGCAGCUGUCCUGGCUAAAUGCAGGUCUCCACUCUGCCUGGACCUCUUUAAGCCUGUCCUCCCAGCCCCUGGCUGGCCUGAGCAGGACUUGGGCUGGCAGAGCACGUAGGCUCACCCUCCUCUCACACACAAUCACCCUUCUGACUUGGAGCUCUCCAGAAGCUGCCUCUGGAGACAGCUGUGAUGGCAACCUGGUCUUGGGCACCAAGCAGCCCCCUGCUUCCCCGCCCCACUGCCAUGGGGUGCUUCUGGCUUGGCCUUGUGGUCCUCUCAUCCUCCCCCGCCCAUCCCUGAACACGCUCUCACCUGCCUGGUCCCAAAUGAAUUUCCAGGGAGCUGGGACACCCUUCUGUUGAUUACCUAGUGUAUUGAAAUGAGAUGAGCUCUUGUCAAUAAAUCUGGUUUCUUUUGCUAAA